CCUGCAGGCCUCCAGAACUCCAGGAACACUCCCAGCCCCAUCGACCCAGACUCCAUCCAGGUCCCGGUCAGCUACGAGCCCGACCCGGCGGACCUGGCUCUGUCCAGCGUUCCGGGUCAGGAGAUCUUCGAUCCGCGCAAACACAGGUUCUCCGCCGAGGAGCUGAAGCCGCAGCCGAUGAUCAAGAAAGCUCGGAAGGUCUUCAUCCCCGAGGAUCUGAAGGAUGAUAAAUACUGGGCCCGUCGCAGGAAGAACAACAUGGCUGCCAAGCGGUCCCGCGACGCCCGCCGGCUCAAGGAGAACCAGAUCGCCAUCCGGGCCGCCUUCCUGGAGAAGGAGAACUCGGCUCUGAGACAGGAAGUGGCCGCCCUGAGGAAAGAGCUCGGGUGCACCAAAAACGUCCUCGCCAAAUACGAGUCUCAGCACUGCUUGCUGUGAGGAAGAUCACGGCGACGAAGAUCUCCACACACCUGUGGUCCCGGUUUGACCCGAUCCUCAGUCCAACCGGCUCGACUCAUCAACCACCAGGCAGGAAGGAGGAAGGAAGUAGGUUCUUUCAACCUCUACCACAGACUCCGCCCCCUGCAGGUUUGCUCCCACAAAGCACCUGUUUUCACACCUGCCUACAUGCCCCGCCUCCUGCUGCUCUCCUAUUGGUCCAUUUUAUUUCUUUUUACAUUUUUUUCUUGUCGUCUGUCGAGGACUUUUCAGACUUUUUCAAACUGAAUAUUUGUUUCUGUAAAGAACAGUUAUUUAUAUCAAACACCUCAAAUCACCAAAAAGUUUUUAUUUACAUUUUUGAUUUUUAAUCCUAGCUUUAAUCCCAUCAGGGAGUGACUUUAAACACUAAACUUUUAAUCCUAACCUUAAAACCAGUAAAUACUUUACAGUUCAUCUUUUAGGUGCUGUAACGUUUUUAUUGUAAGUUUGUUUUUCUGCCACCAAGGGGCAGAGUUAGUCUUUUUCUCUUCCAGUUUAAUCUGGUUUAAUCUCACCUUCAUGCAGCAGCGUAGUGUUAAAUUCAGCUGCUCAGCCUGCCUGAACAGAUUAAUCCACAUUCAUGAUGAUUUUUCAGGACGUUGAGCUCAGAUGUAUAUAUUUUUUUACUUUAAUUUUAGCGCGAGCUCAAACCUUUAGUCAUUAUUUAAAAGUUUUUACGGUGAAAAUGUGAUAACAGAUGGAACAGAGGUGGUGACGAAUGACUGAACUGAGAUUUUUCCAUCAGGUCUGACAUGUUGGCUUUUAUUUUCAGUCAAAUUGGUCUCUGUCUCUUUUUCCGUCUCUGACAUGAUUUUGUGAUGAAGUUUGGUUCUGAAACAGUGAAAACUGAAACCAGGUCCAUGUCGAACUCAGGUCUUCAUAUGUGGUUUGUUGUUGAUUUUAAUCGAAUCAACUUUAUCAACAUUUCUGUUUUUGGAGAUGUUGAACAUUUAAAGAUCUGCUCAGUGCUCAAGUUCUCUAUGAUGUCCCCGCCCCUUUUUGGGAGAAAAUCAAGCCCCUCCCCUUUUUGGGUUAAAACAAUCCCUGCAACUUUAUCUUACUGGAAAUCCUUCAUUUUAAUUGCCCAAAUAUUACAGUUUGUUAGUGAAAUGUUCAUUUUCCCUGCUGAUCAACAAUCACAUUAUAUAAUAAAACAAACCGUUACUUAAAUGAGCUGCUUGCUGAUAACAUAAGAUGCUAACAGUCAGGUUAUUGUCAACAUAUUUAAAUGUAAAAUUUAAAUAAGUUUUAUGUGAACAGACUGUAGUUAACUCGAUUUAACUGUUAAAGCUAACGACACAAAGAGAAGCUAAUGUGACCAUAAAAACCAGACCUGUAGACUCAUUAACAAUCAAAUAUUUACUGAAAUGAUCCUGAUGAUAGCAUUAGAUGCUAACCCAACUCAAUCAGAACCAAACAUUUAUCUUAAAAAGAAAACCCAGUUUAUCUAAAAUACAGAUUACAAUCUGCUUCUGAGUCAAUAAUUUAUUGAAAAUAAAAUAGAAAUGAAAACACUGAGCAGCUGUUUCUUGGUUCAAUAGAACAUCCUGUGGUUCUGGAAGGUUUUACCGUGAAUGCACUUUCAAGUCUUUACUACAGAAUCUACAGAAUAUAUUGUUAUAUUAAAGGUUUUAAUGUUUUUAUAGAGGUAUUCCUGCUUUUGUACAGAUAUUUUUGUGUAUUUUGGAAAAGUUUUCAUAAAAAGAAAAUAUAAAUAUAUAUAUAUAUAUAAACUUCAUAAACUAUUUAUUAUUAUUGCGCUCAGUGUGGUCCGAGCCAAAUAUGGGCAUUCACUUCAUGUUUCCUCUCUUGUAGAUUAAAAACCUCAGAUUGUCUCUGUCACACCUGCACAGGUGAGACAUUUAAUAGCCAGGUGCUCCUCCUCCUCCAGGUGUGCCUCCAGCACAGAGGAACAAAAAGCACUUUGAUUCUGUUUCUCUCCUGGUUCUCUGUGAGAUUCUGUAGCUGCUGUUUAUUUGUUUUAUGUUUCUGCUGAUAAAUAAAAAGUAAAAACAAUGA
Austrofundulus limnaeus is the source of this 2499-nucleotide messenger RNA. Its product is annotated as hepatic leukemia factor. Gene Ontology annotation, molecular function: RNA polymerase II cis-regulatory region sequence-specific DNA binding; DNA-binding transcription factor activity, RNA polymerase II-specific. Gene Ontology annotation, cellular component: nucleus. Lineage: Eukaryota; Metazoa; Chordata; Actinopteri; Cyprinodontiformes; Rivulidae. The record is from RefSeq and is a predicted model, not a curated record. Gene Ontology annotation, biological process: regulation of transcription by RNA polymerase II.